Panthera uncia (snow leopard) is the source of this 5086-nucleotide messenger RNA. It is a transcript of the gene PML, whose product is annotated as PML nuclear body scaffold. Gene Ontology annotation, molecular function: ubiquitin-protein transferase activity; zinc ion binding. Gene Ontology annotation, cellular component: nucleoplasm; chromatin; PML body. Lineage: Eukaryota; Metazoa; Chordata; Mammalia; Carnivora; Felidae. Bases 137 to 1441 code for a protein of 434 amino acids. Gene Ontology annotation, biological process: positive regulation of DNA-templated transcription; PML body organization; intrinsic apoptotic signaling pathway in response to DNA damage. The record is from RefSeq and is a predicted model, not a curated record. The transcript is spliced from 5 exons.
CUCUCAGCGGGCGCCGCCCCUUACGGAUAGACUCGGACGGGUUCGGGAGACUUGGCCCUCUGGCGCCUGCUUCUCGUUCCGCUUCUCCUCCCGCCCCUCAAGCUCAAAACCCAGAAUCGAAACUGUGCUGUGAUCCAUGCAGCGGGAGCCUGCACUCGCCCAAUCUCCGGGUCCCCAGCAAGAUCCCGCACUGCCCCCCACACCCACCAUGCCUCCCCCGGAGUCCGUCUCCGAAGACCACCAGCCCAGCCCCAGCCACAGCCCCACGGAGAAAGCCGUGGAGGAGGAGUUCGAGUUCCUGCGCUGCCAGGGCUGCCAGGUAGAAGCCAAGUGCCCCAAACUGCUGCCUUGUCUGCACACGCUGUGCUCGGGAUGCCUGGGGGCGCCGGGCACGCAGUGCCCCAUCUGCCAGGCGCCCGGGCCCGCAGGCUCUGACUCGCUGGCCCUGGAUAACGUCUUCUUCGAGAGUCUGCAGCGGCGCCUGUCGGUGUACCGGCAGAUCGUGGACGCGCAGGCACUCUGCACCCGUUGCAAAGAAACUGCCGACUUCUGGUGUUUCGAGUGUGAGCAGCUCCUCUGUGCCAAGUGCUUCGAGGCGCACCAGUGGUUCCUCAAGCACGAGGCCCGGCCCCUGGCAGAGCUCCGCAGCCAGUCAGUGCGUGAGUUCCUAGAUGGCACGCGGAAGUCCAACAACAUCUUCUGCUCCAACCCCAACCACCGCACCCCUAUGCUGACUAGCAUCUACUGCCGAGGCUGCUCCAAGCCGCUGUGCUGCUCGUGCGCGCUCCUGGAUAGCGGCCACAGCGAGCUCAAGUGCGACAUCAGCGCGGAGAUCCAACAGCGGCAGGACGAGCUGGACGCCAUGGCACAGGCGCUGCAGGAGCAGGACCGCGCCUUUGGCGCGGCGCACGCGCAGAUGCACGCGGCUGUCAGCCAGUUGGGCCGCAUGCGCGCAGACACCGAGGAGCUGAUCCACUCGCGCGUGCGCCAGGUGGUAGCGCACGUGCUGGCCCAGGAGCAAGAGCUGCUGGAGGGAGUGAGCGCGCGGUACCAGCGAAGCUACGAUGAGAUCGCGGGCCAGCUGGGCCACCUGGAAGCGGUGCUGCAGCGCAUCCGCAUGGGAGGCGCGCUGGUGCAGAGGAUGAAGCGCUACGCCUCUGACCAGGAGGUGCUGGACAUGCACGGCUUCCUGCGAGAGGCGCUCAGCCGCCUGCGCCAGGAGGAGCCCCAGAACCUGCAAGCCGCCGUGCGCACCGAUGGCUUCGACGAAUUCAAAGUGCGCUUGCAGGGACUCGUCUCCUGCAUCACUCAGGCGACGGAUGCAGCUCUACACAGGAGGGCCAGCCCAGAGGCUUCCAGCACUCCCAGGGACUCUUCUGACAUUGACCUGUCAUGUAUCUGCACAGAGGUGACGAGAAAACACAGCAACAGCCUUAACUAGAACUCCCCAGCUUGGGGGCCAUCUUUCUUCCAUUUCCUCUAGGCUCUUUUUGUCAUGACGUUAUAAUACUUGAAUGGAAAAAAAUAAAACAUUUUAAAGCUACCAAACAACAAAUUGGGCUUUUUUUUUUUUUUUUUUUUUUUUUUUUUUUUUUUUUAGUGAGCCUUCCUGUCUGUCCCCUGCUUCAUUAACACAGGAGGGAGGGCAUCGUGGGUGGGACAGAGGCAGAGAAUCCCAGGCCCAGGCCCACUUUCAGGGAGUUUGUUGCCCUUCUGGAAAGAGGGUCUUUCACAUACCAGUGAUUUGUAGAUCCAGACAUGAAAGGACCUUUUUCACUUUUUUAAACAAAUUUUUUAAUGGUGAUAAAAUAUACGUAACAAAAUUUACAUAGAGGUGGAAUUGCUGGUUCAUCUGGUAAUUCUAUUUUUCAUUUUUUCAGGAGUCACUAUGCAAUUUUCCAUAGUUGGCCAUGCCCUUCUUCGUUCCCACCAACAGUGCACAGGGUUUCCAGUUUCUUUAAAAAAAUUUUUUUUUUACAUUUAUUUGAGAGAGAGAGAGAGAGAGAGCGCACAAGCUGGGGAGGGGCAGAAAGAGAAGGAGACCCAGAAUCUGAAGCAGGCUCCAGGCUCUAAGCAAGUGUUCAGCGUAGAGCCCAAUGCAGGGCUCGAACCCACGAACCAUGAGAUCAUGACCUAAACCAAAGUCGGUCACUUAACGGACUGAGCCACCCAGGCACCUCGUGGGUUUCCAAUUUCUUUACCUUCUCAUCCACACUUUUUUCACUAAUAGCCAUCCUAAUGGGUGUGACAUGGUUUAAAUUUCUGACCACUACCCAUUAUAAAGAAAUAUAUUUUAUAUCUACGGUAUAUAUAUGUACACAUGCAUAACGGUAGCUAAAAUGGAAGUUUUGCAAAAUAAAUGACCCUUGUUACAUGGGUUUUCUGUUCUAUAGUAUUCUGCAUAAUUUAAAAAAUGCUGGCCGUGACCCACUGGAUUGCUUUCAUGAUUCACCAAUGGGUCACAGACUAUAGUCUGAAAAACACUGGUGUAGGGGCGCCUGGGUGGCUCAGUCAGAUAAGCGUCUGACUUCCGCUCAGGUAAUGAUCUCACAGUCCCUGGGUUCAAGCCCCACAUCAGGCUCUGAGCUGACAUUGUGGAGCCUGCUUGGGAGUCUCCCUCUCUCUCUCUGCCCCUCCUCCACUUGUGCUUUUCCCUCUUUCUCUCUCCCUCCCUCUCUCUCUCUCUCUCUCUCAAAUAAAUAAAUAAACUUAAAAAAAGGAAAAACGAAAAACACUGAUGUAGAGCACUCCGCAAUUAUAUACUUUCCUAGAGGCCCAGGAGAUUCUCCAUUCUCUCCACUUCCCCCAGAUACACUCUGAUCCAGAGAGACAAUUCUCCUCCCUUUCUGUAAAGAUGUUAAGAGAAAGAAACCCAGAGAGGGAGGGGAAAAGGAAGUCAGUCCGUUAUAGCAAUUGACUUGGGAGCCCACAUCAAAGUGCUCGAUACCAAGAAGCGCCCCACGUCGAGCUCCGGUCCCAGCACGAUGGGGCCACGUGGGGCUUUCCCCCACCUGCCCCAGCCCAGGUUUGGCCAGCUAAUUCCUGGGGUUCCCCUGUGAGGAAAGCCUAUCCCUGGCUUCCUGAUCUUAAAGUCCAGCUUCUGACUUGUCCAGCGUGGCUGUGCUCGAGGAAGCGCCCCCUCCAGCUGGGUGUUGUUUCCUUUCCCUCACCGCACAGACCACUGCAGGCGCCUGCUCACGGUCAUCUCCUGGGCACACACAGACUUGGAGGCAGCAAGGGGUCAGGAUUGCAGGCGGGAGUGGCAGAGUCUGGGCCUCCCCUUUCGGAGGGACACUUCCCAGGUCAUUCGUCACUUAUUUUCAGUGAACUGCCCAGUGGAUGCUUCCGUUUCACACAGUAUAGAGAAAGGCGGUGUGGGGGGAUGUAAGAGAGACAGUGACCAGGAAAGAGAACCACCAGUUCAAAGACACUAGCCUCAAACCCUGGUCCAGACCCUCAUUAGGUAUAUGACCUUGGGAAAUCAGUCACUUCACCUCUGUGCCUCCUACCCUUCUCUGUAGAUUGGCAAUAAUCACAGGAUGGUCCCUAUUUCAUUAUUUUAACUAUAAUUGUUUUUAUUGUGGUAAAAUUCAUCUAGGAAAAUUCCGUUUUCACUAUUUUCGAGUAUACAGUUCAGUGACAUUGCACCCUCCAAAUCUUGUACAGCCACCCCACCCAUCUAGUUCCCAAAUAUUCCCAUUACCCCGAAAGCAAACCUUGUCUCCAUGACGCGGCCACUCCACAUCUGCCCCGCCCCCACCCCCACUCCAGCUUCCAGUCUGCUUUCUGUCUCUAUGCGCUCAGCUUUUGUGGAUAUUUGUGUGGAUACAUGGAGCCACACAACAUGUAUUCUUUUGUGGCUGGCUUCUUUUCACUUAGUGUAAUGUGUUCAAAGUUCAUCCAUGUUGACGUAUGGAACUUCAUGCCUUUAAAAAAAAUUUUUUUAACGUUUAUUUAUUUUUGAGAGAGUGAGAAAGCAUGAGCCGGGGAGGGGCAGAUAAAGGGGGAGACACAGAAUCCAAAGCAGGCUCCGAGCUGUCAGCACAGAGCCCGACACAGGCUCAAACUCACAACUGCGAGAUCAUGACCCAAGCUGAACAAAGUCUGACACUUAACCGACAGAGCCACCCAGGUGCCCCAACCUCAUGCCUUUUUACGGCUGGAUAAAAUUCCACUGUAUGACUGUCUGACAUUUGGGCUGUUUAGACAUUUGGCUGAUGUCUCAGAGGCUGGUAGACCUUUGGGUUGUGUCCACCUUUUGGCUGUCGUGAAUAGGGCUGGUGUGAACAUUUGUGUGCAGGUUUCUGUUUGAACAUCUGUUUUCAGUCCUUUGGGUACAUGCCUAGGAAAAGACUUGUUGGAUCAUAUGGGAAUUCUGUGUUUAACUUUUUGAAGAACCAGCCCAAGUCCGUUUUGGGGUGGGUUUAUGUAUAGUUAGCACUAUGCCUGGCUCAGAGUGGCAAUAAAAACUAUAUUUAGCAUCAUUAUCAUCAGUGGCACUUACUAAGUGCUGGGUGCUCUUCUAGGCACUUUACUUGUGGUAACACAUUUCAUCCACGGUAUCCUGUGAGACAGAUGUUAAUAUUAUUCCCAUUUCACAGAGGGGGACUGAGGGCUGAGGGGUUUUAAGGGAUUUGGUCAAGGUGUGUAAUUGUUCUGACCCAGGGGGAGUUAAGGCCCAGGGGCAGAGUGAAGGUCACAGGGAGGUUCCCUGGAAGGGUUUCAGCUCAGCGGAAGGGUGUCCUCACUGCUACAGCUCUGCAGCUGUAGAGGAAUUGCUGCCACCAGGAGCGAGCGCUUUGUUAACCCGGAGCUAGCUGUCGAGCAAACCUUUAGGCGCUGUUGGUCCCGUGUAAUCUCAGCAGUCACCUUCUGGCUCUGUUAGGAUGCACAGGAAUUGAAGUGCCCCUGGAUGCCAGCACCUCAGGGUCAGAAGGAGGGUGUGAGGAGGACUCCUGGUCCCCGGGGGGCUCUGGACAGCCUGCACCUGUGGCUGGCUGAGGCCCUGGGGAUUGGGCUGACCCCAGGCCUGGGGUCUCAGCCCUGGGCCUGCCACCCGCUCAUUUCUGUCUCUCUUAUUUCCGGA